GUAUAUUACCUUAAAUCUUCUUCUCUUUUUACACUAUCAUAGUGUCACUCACUAACUCUUCAUCCUCCUCAGAUAGUGCGCGCAUUGCAGAACACACAAUGAAAGGACUUCGCUACGUCAUCAUCAUCUUCUCCCUGCUAUCAUACGCUUCCUCUCGCUUAUCUUGCGCCUCACCGCCCACUUUCACUCGCCGUCACCUCUCACAAGCUCCUGUAACCGGCGGCUUGCCGUUCUUCCCAGCUUACGGCUCACCUUCCCCUCCUCCCCCGACGCCUCUGCCUCCUCCUCCCGCCCCCGCGGACCUCACAUUCCCCGCGAACAUCUCGGCACUAGUCCUCCCUAGCUCCCCAAAACAACACACUGCUUCAAGAACACUCCUAAUCCCGGUUAUCUCCGCCGUCCUCGCCGCCGCAACGGCAAUCAUCCUCGCCUUGUUCCUGUACGGAAGGUGGAGAGUGCAGACCCGUCGUCACGAAUCCAAGAACUUAGCUUCUGAAAAUAACCCACCCGAACAAGCUCCUCCUCCAUGUCCCCCUCCAAGAAACACAACUGAAAACAAACUCUCUGUUGUUUCAGCUUCAGCUUCCGUGUCACGUUUCGUCAAACCCGAGUCGCCGGAGAUCUCUCCUCUCCCGCCAUUGCCGUCUCGUAGCUUCCUCAAAGAGGAAGAAGAGGACGACGACUUCUACUCGCCUCAAGCGUCUCUAGCCAGCAAAGAACAGAGGAAAAACCCCUACAGUAACUUCUCCCCCUCUCCCUCCUCAGCCUCUGUUUUUCCGGCGUCGCCGGAGAGACAGGUGAGAGACAACAAAAGAGCGUUCACCCUCUGGAACCAGAGCAUAGGCUUCCCUCGAGUCUCCUCUGCUUCCACUUCACCGGAGAGAGGCGUGAUCAAGACACCAGACGCUUACGCUCGUUCCUCCAUCCACUCUUCGGUCUCCACCACGCCGGAGCGGUUCUUCCCGAAGGUUCUCGAAACUUCGCCGCCGAGGUGGAACGAUCUCAGUCGAAACGUCAAGUCUUUGUUCCUUUCUAGAGAAACUGAGCUUGAUUCAGCUGAACAGUGCAGAUCGGCGGCUGUUCAUCCUCCUCCGCGACGGCCACCGCCUCCCACGCCGGUGCCACCUCCUCUUGCUCCGCCGUCACAGUCUUUUAUGGCGCAGAAACUAUCUUCCUCGGAGUUGCCACAGAGUUGUUGUUGGGAAGAAACAACAGAACGACCAAAGCCAAAGACGAAACCUCUGCCUUUCCGACCAAGUUCUUGUCGGAAAAACACAUGGGACAGUACCAAGUUCAACUCUUUAAACGUUAAUCCAAAGCAGAGAAGUCUGAGCUGCGAUCUUCCAAUGCUGAAUCAAGAAAGCAGAGUUUUAGAUCCAAGAAAGUGUCAGAGUGUUGCUCUUCUACUUACAAGACUUGAUCUCACCACAAAUGAUGUUCUUCAGGCACUUCAAGAUGGUCACUAUGAAGCACUUGGAGUUGAGCUUCUUGAGAGUUUAUCAAGAAUAGCACCGAGUGAAGAAGAAGAAAAGAAGUUGAAGAGCUAUAGUGAUGCCAAGCUUGCCCCACCAGAGAGGUUUCUCCAGGAACUGCUUAAUGUACCGUUUGUGUUCAAACGCGCUGAUGCAUUGCUCUCUGUUGCUACUUUUGGUUCCAAGAUUCAACACUUGAAACAAUCAUUUAGCGUUAUACAGGCUGCUUGCGAGGAGCUAAGGAACACCAAAACGUUAUUGAAACUUCUUGAAGCUGUCUUUGAGAGAGGAACAAAUAGCCUUGAGGCGCUUUUCGAGCUUGUUGGAAGAACCAAUAUCUUGCAUUCUGUUGUGCACAACAUCAUAGAAUCAGAAGGCAUCAAAGGGUUACAAGCUGUUGGAAGUCUCAGUUCAGUACUUGUGGAUGUCAAGAAAGCUGCAGAGAUGGACUACGGUGUUCUGAGAAGCCAAGUGUUCGACAUUUACCAAGGAGUCAAGAAAGUUAGCGAGGUUCUUCUGCUGCUGAAUGGCGAGAAUGGAGAUGGUGAAGAACAAGAGUGGUGGGCUUUUAGAGAGUCGAUGACACGGUUCUUGGAAACGGCUGUUGAGGAGAUUAAAAAGAUUGAAACAAUAGAAGGUUGUGUGGUCUCUGCAGUGAAAGAGGUCACAGAGUAUUUCCAUGGAGAUUCAGCAAAGGAGGAAGCUCAGGUGUUGAGAGUAUUCGUGGUUGUGAGAGACUUUCUGUGCAUUCUAGAUGAUGUAUGCAAGGAGAUGGAUGCGAGUUAAGAAGAGAGUACUCUGGCUUAGGUUUCCAAGACUGAGGAUGAAGUUGUGUUGCCUAGUAGUUAUGUACUUGUAUGUAUGUAUGAAAUGUUGGAAGCUAUGAUUGUAUUUAGAGGGAUGCAAACUUUUACAAACACGUGCCUUGAACACAUUUUAUAUUUCAUCACAUCUUUUAAUUCG
Brassica oleracea var. oleracea is the source of this 2435-nucleotide messenger RNA. Its product is annotated as formin-like protein 10. Bases 99 to 2258 code for a protein of 719 amino acids. Lineage: Eukaryota; Viridiplantae; Streptophyta; Magnoliopsida; Brassicales; Brassicaceae. The transcript is spliced from 3 exons. Gene Ontology annotation, biological process: actin cytoskeleton organization; actin nucleation. The record is from RefSeq and is a predicted model, not a curated record. Gene Ontology annotation, molecular function: actin filament binding.